This is a messenger RNA of Chara braunii, 793 nucleotides long. Lineage: Eukaryota; Viridiplantae; Streptophyta; Charophyceae; Charales; Characeae. The record is from the annotation of a GenBank genome assembly.
AUUGAUGAACCAUCUGUGGAGAGUGGUGGAGGACACUGUAGUAUAGUACUGACUCACAAAGGUGUUGCCAACCACGUAUGCCUGUGGCGGCUGCGGGAAAUAUCCAGUGGGGGAAGGAGAAGGAGGAGCAAGGACCACUUUUCUCAAUAGUCUUGGCAGCGUAUAAUCAGGGAAAGUUCCUGGAGGAGACAGUGCAGAGUGUACUGAAACAAACAUACUCUAAGUGGGAGCUGAUUAUUGUGGAUGAUGGCAGCACAGAUGACACUUCUGAGCAAUCCAUCCGGUUGCUUGGACGAUAUCCCGACAAAGCGAUAAAGGUUCUGCGAAAGCGAAACGGUGGACUUGCAGAUGCUCGAAACAUUGGCUUGAAGUUGGCGAGAGGCUCCUGGCUGUGCAUGCUUGACAGUGACGAUCUCCUUGGGUCAACGUACCUUGAAAGGGCAGCUGACAUUGUGAAAGACGACAAAGAUGUCAUGAUCAUUCCGGGGUGCAUGGAGAAUUUCGAUGCUGCUACCGGAACGUGGUGCUUCCCUGAGGGUUUCAGCAUUCUCGGGAUCGCAAAUUGGAACAAGUUUCAUGCCAGUGUGCUUAUCAGCCGGGCACUCAUGACCCAAGUUGGCGGCUACGACCCUGCGAUUCCCUGGGGCCUUGAAGAUUGGAACUUCUGGUUAUGGAGCUCGCUUUACAGACCCAAGUCCCUUCCUCUUGUGAGCCCUCCCACUUGUUACCCAUAGCUUUAGAUAGGAUAUCCAACUCUAGUGAUCCAUCCCAACAAUCAAAUAGUCAAGAUCUA